Molecule: messenger RNA, 362 nt
Organism: Scaptodrosophila lebanonensis
Lineage: Eukaryota; Metazoa; Arthropoda; Insecta; Diptera; Drosophilidae
Exons: 3
Coding region: 13-318 (101 amino acids)
Source: RefSeq, a predicted model, not a curated record
AGUCAAGUCAACAUGGCCAAUUAUUUGACAUUUGUGCUGCUCUUCCUUGUGCUUCGGCUCGAGCUGCAAACGGUCAGUGGCUAUUCAGCUGAAAUUUAUGACUAUAAGGCUCCUUCGCAAUACAGAAGCUAUAUGAAGACUCCGGAUGCUGUAAAGAAGUACCGCAAUCUAAUGAUGCCCAGUCGUCUGAAGGAGCUUACUCCGAAACAACGUGAACUCAUAUCGGACAAUUGCAGGCCGGUCGGCAUGCCAUGUAAUUUUCGCGAGGAGUGCUGCAGUUAUUUGUGCUUGAAACGCAGUAGAAUCUGCGUCGUCUGAUAAUAGAUCGCAUCAUCAAAUAAAUAUACUACAUUUUCAAUUAA